Sciurus carolinensis (gray squirrel) is the source of this 5759-nucleotide messenger RNA. It is a transcript of the gene Rnf43, whose product is annotated as ring finger protein 43. Gene Ontology annotation, molecular function: frizzled binding; ubiquitin protein ligase activity. Gene Ontology annotation, biological process: Wnt receptor catabolic process; ubiquitin-dependent protein catabolic process. The transcript is spliced from 9 exons. Bases 2020 to 4359 code for a protein of 779 amino acids. NCBI's taxonomy places the organism in Eukaryota, Metazoa, Chordata, Mammalia, Rodentia, Sciuridae. The record is from RefSeq and is a predicted model, not a curated record.
UGAUUGCAGUCCCAGGGGAGGGAGUCAGAAGUAGAACACCAAUUACAAACCACAGGCUUCCUGCUCCAGGGAGUUGAUCCAGAGUUGUCUUUCUGGAAGGGAAGCAGUCGAAUCCUUCCGAACUUCCCAAGUCCAUCCAUGAUUCAGAGAUAUUGCCUUCUCCCUCUGGGAUUUUCUGUUUCUGGUAGUGAAUUGUUGCUGAUGUAUUUGCUACUUGUGCUUCUUUUCUCUUUCAAGAUUUGAUUAUUUAAUAUGCUGUUCGGAAAGAAAAAGAACUUGUUAGAAAGGAGAUUUGAGAAAUGAUUUUGGAUCGUCUUUAAGUAUUUUUAGAAUUCUUGGGGACAGUAGCUCUCACCCUGGAAUAAGUUUCUGCCUUUGAUCUGCAUGGAUUAUUUUUUCAGACUGCGGAAUUUCUCGUCUCCUACCUGUAGUAUGGGGCACUUGGUUUGGUUGCAGAGUAAGAAGGUGGAAGAAUGAGCUGUACUUGGUUAAGCAGUUCAAACCUUUUUGAGCAGGAUCUAUAAAAGCAUAAUUGAAUUUGUCGCCCCCGUGGAUUCCAGUGGGCCCAACAGCGCAACAGGUUUGCAGAUUUCUUUUGAAAUUCUUUUUUUUCCCUCCCUCUGCCUCAGCAAAAGAAAAGAAUCUGUGUAUAACAGGUUCCUGCUCAGUUGCUUAGCUUUUCAGCACUUAUUUUGAAGACUUUAUAUGAUUUUUAAACUUGACCUCGGAACACGACGGGCUUUGUGGGUGAAGUGCACUUAUGUUUACUUAAGGGUACACAUUUAAAAAUCAUAUUCUGUGUUUAUACAAAGACCCAAAUUCUUAUAUGUGCCUACAAAUAGCACAGAUCUACCCAGGCUUCAUUGUAUUUUUUUCAGGGUGUUCUACUUAAAGCCUGUGACUAAUCACCUUCCUAAUCCCCCUAUCUUUUAUUCUCCAAUCCCCUCAAGGAAUUUGAAAAUGUGUUAGGAAUAGUCCUUUGUUUUUCUUAUGAACCUAGAAAAUUAUGAAUUAUAAGAUCUGGAUAUUAGUUUCCCAAAGCAUCUCAUGAGAAAUCAAAGUGCUUGGCAUUCCCAAGUUGGAGAAUAAACUUUGGAAUUCCUAAGAGAGAAAGGAAAAUGGAGAUAUAAAUAUGAAUUUUAACUGGGAAAGAUAAUUGGAAACUGUACCCUUUUCAGAUAUUCUAAUUUUGAAAGUUAGAAAAAGUUGUGAUGUUCAGGGUUAUCCUGUAAUGUGUGAAGAUAUAUAAGUUAGCACCUAAUUUAUAGGCAACUUUUGGUAGAACACAUAAAAAAUUAUAGUAUGUUCAGAUUUAUGAAAAAUAUUUAAGUUCAAUGGACCUAGAACUUUGGGCUACACUGAAAUUCAAUUUAACAUGGAAACUUCUCUGAUUUUAUGCUGUAGCAUCUUUGGACAUCCCUCAAGGUGUGACCUGAAAUUUUUUCUAUCAUUCCAUCUCUUCCCCUGUUAAAAAACAAAUCUCCUGUGGUCUUUAAUCAUUUAUAGUUGAUACAUUUUGUGGCUUUAAAAGGGCCAUCACUCCAUUGUCUGAGCUGGAGUUCUUCACUCUCACCUUUGAUGCAUGGCCUUAGCUGUUUACUUUGCCUUGUUUUGUUCAUCAACAUUGGGGUUAGUGCCUUGGCAACUUGAUGCAUAUGGAAGACCAACACCAAGUGAUCUGACAUAAUAAAAAUUCAUAAUGUGACAUUCAAUCUCAAGCAAAGUUGGAAGUUCCAAAGAGAAGUGGUGGUUUCUUUGCUAGUCAGAGUGAAAAUGGAAGAAAAUGACAUACCUGCUGCAGAAGUGGGCUGAAAACAUUGUCUUCUCUGCCCAUCAGGAAUGCCACCUGUUCUUGGGAAUAUACUGUAGAGAAAGGAAAGGUCAAAACUAUGACUUGUCUUUCUGAAACUGAAGCAUAAAUUCUCUCUUCCUGCAUUUGCCUGGAUCUGAGAACCUGUACUUGGUGUUAGCCAGUGGAAGCAGUAUGUAUGGCCGAAGUGCAUUGCUGCAGCUGGUAGCAUGAGUGGUGGCCACCAGCUGCAGCUGGCUGCCCUCUGGCCCUGGCUGCUGAUGGCUACCCUGCAGGCAGGCUUUGGACGCACAGGACUGGUACUGGCAGCAGCGGUGGAGUCUGAAAGAUCAGCAGAGCAGAAAGCUAUUAUCAGAGUGAUCCCCUUGAAAAUGGACCCUACAGGAAAACUGAAUCUCACUUUGGAAGGUGUGUUUGCUGGUGUUGCUGAAAUAACUCCAGCAGAAGGAAAAUUAAUGCAGUCCCACCCCCUGUAUCUGUGUAAUGCCAGUGAUGACGACAAUCUGGAGCCUGGAUUCAUCAGUAUCGUCAAGCUGGAGAGUCCUCGACGAGCCCCUCGCCCCUGCCUGUCACUGGCCAGCAAGGCCCGGAUGGCUGGAGAGCGAGGAGCCAGUGCAGUUCUCUUUGACAUCACAGAGGAUCGAGCUGCUGCUGAACAGCUGCAGCAGCCUCUAGGGCUGACUUGGCCGGUGGUGCUCAUCUGGGGUAAUGAUGCUGAGAAGUUGAUGGAGUUUGUGUACAAGAACCGGAAGGCCCAUGUGAGGAUUGAGCUGAAGGAGUCCCCUGCCUGGCCAGAUUAUGAUGUGUGGAUCCUCCUGACAGUGGUGGGCACCAUCUUUGUGGUCAUCCUGGCCUCGGUGCUGCGCAUCCGGUGCCGCCCCCGACAUAGCAGGCCGGACCCGCUUCAACAGCGAACAGCCUGGGCCAUCAGCCAGCUGGCCACCAGAAGGUACCGGGCCAGCUGCAGGAAGGCUCAGGCUGAGUGGCCAGACUCAGGUAGCAGCUGCAGCUCAGCCCCUGUGUGUGCCAUCUGCCUGGAGGAGUUCUCUGAGGGCCAGGAGCUUCGGGUCAUUUCCUGUCUCCAUGAGUUCCAUCGCUCCUGUGUGGACCCCUGGCUACAUCAGCAUCAGACUUGUCCCCUCUGCAUGUUCAACAUCGUAGAGGGAGAUUCAUUUUCCCAGCCCCUGGGACCCUCUCGAUCUUACCAGGAACCAGGCAGGAGACUACACCUCAUUCGCCAGCAUCCUGGCCAUGCCCACUAUCACCUCCCUGCUGCUUACCUGUUGGGCCCUUCUCGGAAUUCAGGGACUCGGCCCCCACGACCUAGACCCUUCUUACCAUCCCAGGAGCCUCGGCACCAACGCCUCCCUAGAGCUGCGCAUCUCCGGGCUGCAGGUGAACAGCAGCGCCUGGCAGUGACUCAGCACCCCUAUGCACAGGGCUGGGGGCUGAACCAACUCCGAUGCACAUCUCAGCACCCCACACCUUGCCCAGCGCCUCUGCGCCGGGGCAGGCCUCAUGACAGCAGCGGGUCUGGAGAAAGCUACUGCACAGAACGCAGUGGCUACCUGGCAGAUGGGCCAGCCAGUGAUUCCAGUUCGGGGCCCUGUCAUGGCUCUUCCAGUGACUCAGUGGUCAACUGCACAGACGUCAGCCUGCAAGGCAUCCAUGGCAGCAGCUCUACUUUCCGCAGCUCCCUGAGCAGUGACUUUGACCCCUUGGUGUACUGCAGCCCUCAAGGGGACCCAAAGGGGGAGGAGAUACAACCCAGUGUGACCUCUCGGCCCCAUUCCUUGGACUCAGUAGUGCCCACUGGGGAAACCCAGGUUUCUAGCCAUGUCCACUACCACCGCCACCGGCACCACCACUACAAAAAACGAUUCCAGUGGCAUGGCAGGAAGUCUGGCCCAGAAACUGGAGUUCCCCAGUCCAGGCCUGCUGUUUCUCAGACACAGCCCCAGCAAGAGCCACCUUUCACUGAUCAGCAAACCACCAGAUCCAAUCCAGCAGCCCUUUUGGGGCAGCCCUCAAACCCACAACGGCCCAGGGCCCUCACAGAGCCAGCUCCUGGCCUGCCUGAAGCUGCCAGUUCCAGCCCCAGUUUCCCUAGCCUUUUAAACUUGCAGAAAUCCAGUCUCACUCUGCGACAUCCACAGAGAAAACGGCGGGGUGGUCCCUCAGAUUCCACUCCAGUCUCUCGGCCCCAGGAUUUGACUAUACACCGGGCCUGCCAGAUGUUCCCUCAUUACAGCCCCAGCCUGGCAUAUCUUUGGCCCCCAGAGGCCCACCCACUGGUCUUCAGACCUCCAGACCUGGAUAGGAGGCUGCGACCAGAAGCCCCAGGCCCCUGUUACUCAAGUUCACAGCCAGUGUGGUUGUGUUUGACUCCACGCCAGUCCUUGGGACCUCACCCACCUGGGGAGGGGCCUUCUGAAUGGAGUCCUGACACCCUAGAGGGCAGGCCGUGCCCUUACCCACACUGCCAGGUGUUGCCAGCCCAGCCAGGGUCAGAGGAGGAGCUUGAGGAGCUGUGUGAACAGACCGUGUGAGAUGGUCAGGCCUAGCUCCAACCAAGAGUGUGCUUUGGAUGACUUAGGCUCCUACCUGGCACAGAGUCCUGCUCCUGGGAGAAGAAAGGACCUCAGCGAACACCCCUCUUUUUGCCAUACUUCCUGUAACCACUGGAAGAGGAGUGGUGAUGGGGGGUGGCGGGAGCUACUGUUUCCAGAUCUUGGCUCCAGACAUUGUCUGCAGAACAUGCUGGCAGUGCAGCAAGCCUGUGUCCAACCAGGCAACCAGCUUCUACCUGUGUGCAUUUGUGGACUGAAUCCAAUGCUGAGUUGUGGAGGAAAGGAAGCUGAGUAUGGGUAGCUAGGUAUCACAAAGGUGCUUCUCCUUUCCCCAGCCCUGCCAGGUCUUCCUCCCCAAGCCUCAUGUUCAUACCAGCCAAUGGGUUCAGCUGAAUGCAUAACCCAUCUCACCUCCUCCCUGGAAGGCCGCUGAAUUAGGGGCAACUCCAGCUUUCUCAUUUUCCUUCUUUGCAAAAGGACCAGGAGCAUAGGUAAGCCCUGACCCCUGUAAAGGGAGGUCUCUGCAACUUUUCCAGGCAGUGCCUGCUCUGGUGCAGAAGGGAGGAUAUUUCCCUCUUCUUGGCUUGAAUUGUUCUUAAAUUGGCAGAUCCACAAUAUUAAGUCAGACAGAGGCUCUGGGAAGCCAGGGCACAGAGUUCUGUCCCCGUGGUGGUGUUCCCACCACCUUGAAGAAUGUGGAAUGAAGCUUUUGAUCUUCAAAUUCCCUCCUGCAGCCCAGUUUCUCUGGGGAUGAGGGAAAAGGGAGGGAAUAACUCUUCCUUGAAGAUCUUCUGUUUCAAAGUCCUAAAACAGGCAACAAAGAAUUUCUGAUUGACUUUGGGAAGAAGGAGGAAGGAAUGAAGGUGGAAAAUACAAAAUUACAGCUGAGAAAAGACAACCAAGAGUUCUUCUCUGAGAGAAGCUUUUUGUCUCAGAACAGGGGUGGGGAACAGGGGAAAACAAAGGAAGAGCAAAGUAGGACCCCUUGGAUAUGGAAGACCCAGAGGCCCAGCUCCUCAGUAUAUGCCAUACAGGCCAGGGACCAACCAGAAGGUGUGCACCCAAGUACAGCUGGAGUAGGAAGUUGGUCUGGGCAGCUUGAACUGAACGAGCAAGGGCUGAGGACCUCCUGAGGGUGACAUUCACUUCAGGACAUCCUGACCAUUUCUAGCCUCUUAGGCUUUUUCCUUGCCUGGAAUGUGAAUGUGGGGGCAAAAUGGGCACAGGAUUCUACUUGGGAACAUUCUUCCCUCAAUGUCAGUGGGGAGACUAGCACCUAGGCACCCACAUGGGUAUUUAUAUCUGAACCAGACAGAAAGACGCUUGAAUCAGGCAAUAUGUUGAGAAAUGUAUUUAUUUGCUAAUAUAUUUAUCCAUAA